UUCCGGGUUAAUACAUUUGGAUCACUGCGUUCAUGGUUUCAGCUGUUCCACAGCAGUACAAUAUAAUAUGAAAAUGAUUUGGGUGCAGCUACUAAUGUUUUUCUGUUGUACAACACUCUUGGGAGCAACCCCUGAAAAUUCAGAGCAUGGAGCACACAAACUCUCUGAAUCACAUUACAAAGAUGGAAUUCAUAAUCCUGUAUUUGAUCAAGAGGCAUUGCUAGGAUCUAGAAAGUAUGAUGAUCUUGCUGAAUUACCCCAAGAGGUCCGCAUUAAAAGGCUACGAAACCUUGCAAAAUCACAUGAUACUAAUAAUAAUGAUAUUAUAGAGACCUCUGAGCUCAAGGAUUGGAUUUUACAGUCUUUUCGAAUGCUAGACAGAGAGGAAGCACUAGAUAAAUUAAAAGAUGAUGACGAGAAUGGAGAUGGAAAAAUAACUUUUGGAGAAAUUUUACAUAAACAGUUUGGUUAUACAGAAAGUGAUCUAGCCGACCUAGAAAAUAUUGAGAAAGAGGAAGAAGGCACAGAUGUACUUCAGUUGGUGACUGAUGACAAGAAAAGAUUUAAUGCAGCUGAUUUGGAUAAAGAUGGUGUGUUAGAUGAAAAUGAGUAUAUUGCUUAUUACCAACCGUAUGACUUUCCUCAUAUGGCUGAAGUGGAAAUGGAAAAAGCUAUGAGAGAUGCAGAUAAAGAUAAAGAUGGUUUUGUAUCCAUUAAAGAAUUUAUUGGAGAUCAUGUUGAUGAGGAAGUGAGGUUGUCAGAAAUGACCAAUUUUGAAGAGCUGGACAUUGAUAAAGAUGGCAAGCUGACACCAGAGGAACUAAAGCCAUGGGCACUGCCUGACAAUGAAGAUGUGGCAAAAGAAGAAGUAGAACAUUUGCUUAACAUGUGCGAUAAAGAUAAAGACGGGCACCUGUCAAUUGAAGAAAUUGUAAUGAAAGAAGAUGAAUUCCUUGGUAGUUCUGCAACAGACUAUGGCCGCACAUUACACUUUGUUAAAGAUGAACUUUAAAGUAGGAUUAUUAUUAUCAGUUUAAGGCUUUAAUAAGUGAUUUUUAAAAAUUAUUUGUUGUUCUGAAAAUUCCAUUAGAUUUAAUAAUUUCAAAAUGCAAUACUUAAUCUAAUUUUUUUUAUAGCUUUCAUUUUUGAUAGUGGAUAGAAAAAAUAUUUCUAAAAUUAAAUAAUUUUUAAAAAUUAUAUAUCUUUUUUAAUUAAUGGAAAUACUAUUUUUUGUAUUUAAUUAACUUACUAAUUUUUAAAAUAGAUUUUUCCUAUCUAGUAAAGCAUCUUUUAUAAGCUAUGCCAGCUUUAAAAAUGCCAAUACUUUUAUAUUAAUAUAUAUUUAUGGAACAAGGCAAAAAUAUAUCCAGAUUGCAGCUCAAAAGAAUUCUCAAUAAUAUUGUUUUUCAACAGUCAUGUGUGUUAAAAAUUAAUAUUCUCUGUAUUUUUAUAGCAAGUUGUUUAAUUUAAAUGCCAUUAAAAUUAAUUAUGGUUUUGAGUUUUAAUCAAUGAACUUUUACAUUGUUUAUUUAAACAAGUACUCAGCCUAAAGUGUGAAUGGAAUUUAUUUAAAUUAGAUUUUCUUUGUGAGUGUUGAAUUGGAUGUAAUUUAUGUUUUAUAAGUUAGUUUUCAUUAAUGAGAGAAUGGAUACACUUGUAAAAUUGUCCUGUUUUUAACACUUCAGUUGUUGACAUUUUGACCACAAUUUCAGAGCAUCACCCAUAACAAUAUCUUCUAAGAUAAUGUUACUAACUUUUCUUAGCAAUUUUGUUUCAGCCUGAUCAAUAUGUGAACAAAGGCAAAUUACAUUUUUAAUUAAAGAAAUGUUAAAUGAUG
Messenger RNA from Physella acuta, 1837 nucleotides. Its product is annotated as reticulocalbin-2. The record is from RefSeq and is a predicted model, not a curated record. Lineage: Eukaryota; Metazoa; Mollusca; Gastropoda; Physidae. Gene Ontology annotation, molecular function: calcium ion binding. Gene Ontology annotation, cellular component: endoplasmic reticulum.